Molecule: messenger RNA, 1942 nt
Organism: Pseudophryne corroboree (corroboree frog)
Lineage: Eukaryota; Metazoa; Chordata; Amphibia; Anura; Myobatrachidae
Gene: CCT8
Product: chaperonin containing TCP1 subunit 8
Exons: 15
Coding region: 159-1805 (548 amino acids)
Biological process (GO): protein folding
Cellular component (GO): chaperonin-containing T-complex
Molecular function (GO): ATP hydrolysis activity; ATP-dependent protein folding chaperone; ATP binding
Source: RefSeq, a predicted model, not a curated record
CCCUCCCAAGCUGCCGCCGUACGGCCUGAUCAGUCGCUCGGUAUAGCCGCUGGUGUGGGCUGACGCGCAGGGCACUGUGGGUAGUCUCCUCCUCCCUGUCUCCGCCGCCGGUAGUGUGCUCAUCUUUCCUCUGUCUCCCCGCACACCGGACAUCACACAUGGCGCUGCACGUCCCAAAGGCCCCGGGCUUCGCCCAGAUGCUGAAAGACGGAGCCAAGCACUAUUCUGGCCUAGAAGAAGCUGUAUAUCGGAACAUCCAGGCCUGUAAGGAACUUGCCCGGACUACCCGCACAGCCUAUGGCCCAAAUGGAAUGAACAAAAUGGUCAUCAAUCACUUGGAAAAACUGUUUGUGACCAAUGAUGCAGCUACUAUCAUCCGUGAGCUGGAGGUCCAGCAUCCAGCUGCAAAGAUGAUUGUAAUGGCAUCUCACAUGCAGGAGCAGGAAGUUGGCGAUGGCACAAACUUCGUGCUGGUGUUUGCUGGCGCCCUCCUUGAGCUGGCAGAGGAACUGCUCAGAAUGGGACUCUCUGUGUCCGAGGUGAUUGAGGGCUAUGAAAAGGCCUGUAAGAAAGCCCUGGAGAUUCUCCCGGACCUGGUCUGCAACUCCGCCAAGAACCUGCACGAUGUUGAUGAAGUUGCCUCCCUCCUGCAGACCGCCAUCAUGAGCAAACAAUAUGGCAAUGAGCUAUUUCUGUCUAAGCUCAUAGCUCAGGCCUGUGUUUCCAUCCUUCCUGAUUCUGGGAACUUCAAUGUAGAUAACAUCAGGGUUUGCAAAAUUCUGGGAUCUGGCGUCUGUGCAUCAUCCGUCUUGCAUGGUAUGGUCUUCAAGAAAGAAACUGAAGGGGACGUCACAUCUGUAAAAGAUGCCAAAAUUGCAGUGUUUUCCUGUCCUUUCGAUGGCAUGAUCACAGAAACCAAGGGUACUGUGCUAAUAAAUAAUGCACAAGAACUGAUGAACUUCAGCAAAGGGGAAGAGAACAUGAUGGAGGAGCAGGUGAAGUCUAUAGCUGAUGCCGGAGCCAACAUUAUCGUCACAGGUGGCAAGGUUGCAGACAUGGCAUUGCACUACGCCAACAAAUACAACCUUAUGUUGAUCAGGCUAAAUUCUAAAUGGGAUUUGAGGCGACUGUGUAAAACGGUUUCUGCAACAGCCUUGCCGAGACUGACUGCUCCUACACCAGAGGAAAUUGGGCAUUGUGACAGUGUGUACUUGUCAGAAGUUGGGGACACACAAGUUAUUGUAUUUAAACAUGAAAAGGAGGAUGGCGCCAUAGCAACAAUCAUCGUACGGGGUUCUACAGACAACCACAUGGAUGACGUGGAGCGGGCAGUGGAUGAUGCCGUCAAUACCUUCAAAGUCCUCACGCGGGAUAAGCGCCUUUUACCUGGUGGCGGCGCCUCAGAUAUCGAAUUGGCGAAGCAAAUAACGUCCUAUGGGGAGACUUGUCCGGGACUGGACCAGUACGCCAUCAAGAAGUUUGCAGAAGCAUUUGAGGCUGUUCCCAGAGCUCUUGCAGAAAACUCCGGGGUGAAAGCUAAUGAGGUUAUCUCCAAGCUGUACGCAAUGCAUCAGGAGGGGAACAAGAAUGUGGGCUUUGAUAUAGAGGCUGAGACCGCGGCAGUGAAAGAUAUGCUGGAAAGUAACAUCUUUGAUACUUACCUUGUAAAAUUUUGGGGGAUAAAGCUGGCUACAAAUGCUGCCGUGACUGUGCUGCGAGUAGAUCAGAUAAUCAUGGCAAAACCCUCAGGAGGGCCAAAACCACCAGCGGGGAAAAAGGACUGGGAUGACGACCAAAACGACUGAACACCACCGGCUUUAUUUAUCUGUUUUUCCAUUAUGGAUUGUCUGAUUAUUGUAUGUCAUGAGGGACAGCAGAAGCUGUCUAAGAUUUUGUUCACUUAAGUUAAAAAUACUGUACAAUAAAGUCCAAAACCCUUCUA